Molecule: messenger RNA, 831 nt
Organism: Aspergillus luchuensis
Lineage: Eukaryota; Fungi; Ascomycota; Eurotiomycetes; Eurotiales; Aspergillaceae
Exons: 2
Coding region: 1-831 (276 amino acids)
Source: RefSeq, a predicted model, not a curated record
AUGCCACCCACUAUUCCUCAUUCGGACGGGGACACCUCUCCUUGUCAAGACUACUUAAACCGGGUCGGAGCACCUAGAUUCGAUCCUUUUGCGACCAUCGCUAGUGGUGCCGACGAUCAGGAGUUCGAUCACAGCGGCACAACCAAUAUUGACCACAGCAGUGCCCACACUACGACUUCUUGGUCCCUCCCUGGCAUUAGCCCGGACAGGACCUUCACCGGUCCCGACACUUCGAAUCCCCUUGUGCUACCCUUUGGCACUAUUCACGAUUAUGACGAGUGUACCCUCUCAUGUACCCCUGACUGGGCCGCGAGUGGCUGUAUUGAUCCGAGUGCCCUUGCUGAAACAACCGACAACUGGCCCAUGGACGAUGUCGCCCAUGAGAAUCCCACCCCUGCCUCCCAAUCUGUAUCUCUCACGCCGGGGAACAUCGAUGAUCAUGAGGAGGGCACCGUCUCAUGUACCCCUGACUGGGCCGCGAGUGCCUGCAUUGGUCAGAGCUCCUCUGCUGAAACAACCGACAACCGUCCCAUGGACGAUGUCGCCCAUGAGAAUCCCACCAAUGGCUUGCAACCCGUGUCUCCCUCGCAGGGGGGGCACCAUGAAACAAGCUGUAAACCAGCGAGGCACUUGUGCUUGGAGGCAAAUUGUGGAAAAUCAUUCAGUACGCGUUCUGACUUGAAACGACACGUGUCUACCGUCCAUAACAUGACACCUGGCUCGCGCGUCCCGUGCACAGAUUGCCAUAAAACGUACACUCGCAAGGACAACAUGAUGGAUCAUUACAGGAAGAAACACGGGGAUCCGAAUGAUGCGAAUGCGUCAAAAUAG